Messenger RNA from Amoebophrya sp. A25, 552 nucleotides. NCBI's taxonomy places the organism in Eukaryota, Dinophyceae, Syndiniales, Amoebophryaceae. The record is from the annotation of a GenBank genome assembly.
AUGUGGGGAAGUGGUGUCUGGUCGAUGGAUAGCACUUGGGUCAGUCUUAUCCGGUUCCCCUGCAAGGGCAUCCAGAUCACUUACGGCAGCAACCCCGGAAGCCCUCAGACUCUUGACUCCUCGGCAAGAUCAUCAAGUUCGCGCUCCGGAGAAUCACCAGACAGCGCGACCUCACCAUCUGGAGUAACAGGAACCAGCGCGAGCUCCUCCCCAUCUCUUGCUGUUUCUCCUCCCGGUGCAAAUUCGUCGACUACAACUACUCUUUCAGCAACUACUUCGUCAUCCACUACUGAGUCAGCGACGGUUCGCGCGACGUCUUCAUCCACCUCUUGUUCGGCCGCGUCGUCAUCUUCGUCUCCCCUCUUUGGAGGGUCGCUCUCCACGCCAAAUGGAAAAGCUGGCGGGUCGAUUGCUGACGACUGUGACGCAAAGAGGCGCAAACUGAAUAUGAGCCUCGAACUUGAAGACUUCACUAUGACCACUCCCAGUCCCACAUCGAAGUUCUUGCAGGAGCGAGGCUGUGGCCAAGGUGGAGAAGUAGAGAUGAACUGA